UUUAUAGGGAUGCCGAGAGAGAUGUGAAUGUUUGGUUUUAUACCAUAAUACGGUCGCCUGCAGUUCAUAGCUGGAAAUGCUGUUGCCAAACCUGCGGCUGCGGACAGCCCGACGGCCGGGUAGUUAUUAAAAAUGGCCGACUACUUCUAAAUUUUAUUGGUUCACAUCUCCGUCGGUGCAUUAUUUUAAAGGUGGCAUUGAUUUGCAAUUUAAAUAAUAAUCGACAUUGUCAAAUAACAUGCCUCGUGUUAAAGCAUCGCCGAAGAAAUGCGUCAAAACGUCGAACUCUCAUCCAGCAGCCAACACUUGGGUGUUUCUCAUGAAAGGCGAUGGUUUGGAAACCACAGAUGGCAGUUCGCCGGAUGUUGUGAAACUCAGACAUCCUGCUUCUAAUCAACCAGCUAUGUUCGUAUUUAGUCCUGGCGACACUACCGUGCAAGAAGUUUUAACUUUUGAUGAGAAUAAAAGGUCAUGGUUCAUAGAUGACAACGUUAAAUCUGACGGAAAGAUGCAUUUAUCAACUCCCAUUGAUCCUAUAUUCCUGGUUUUACCAUAUUUAAGAAAAUCACAGCAAGUAAUGCCCUUGGACCAAAUUCUUCGUGACGAAGAUUAUCCAGGAACAUCUCGCCUGGCGCGAUGUCAAAAUUUAAAACUUUCGCUAAUCGCUGAUCGCAAGGGUGACGAAGAAUUACAAGCUUUCAAGUUUAAUGAAGAUAAAACAAUGGUUUGGCUUCAAAAAAAAGUUGGUCGAGUUGCUGAAAUAUUGAGACAGAAGGGUGUUCACGUUUCGCAAGGAGCUGUCAGUGCUACUUACGUCAAAAGUAGCAAACACGAAGCAGGUUCCGAGAUUGAAUAUCUUAAAUAUGCUCAUGGAAUAGUAUCCGAGUACCUGGCUGAGGACUUGUCAAAAAAAUUGGCUCAAUAUUUGAGUUUACCAGAUGACACGGAAAGCAAAAAACGAAAGUUAAACAGUCCAAAGGAAGGCAGCGAGGAAAAAAAAAUUAAAAAAGAUAUAUCCGAAACAGAGUCUAUCCCAAGAAAUGGAGCUUUAGACUUGACAAAACCUGAGAAGCCCCAUAAACCUCUGGCACUAUCGAAGAAAGAGAUGUCCAGACAAAAGGCGGCAGCUGGUUCAAAGAAUAUUUCAAGCUUCUUUAAAAAGAAAUGAGUUUGGUGAGCCAAUCAAUCAAUGAAUCAAUCAAUCAAUCAAUCGCCCAGUCGGUUUUCCAAAUUUGUAAGAGCACCCUAAAAAUAUUCUGAUAAGUCUCUGCGUUCCUAUCUGUGUUAAACUUUAGACAUGAAUGAGCAAGGGCCUGAACUAAAAUUGAAGUUCAAGUAAUCUAAUUAUAUAUUGUUGAACAAAUACCCCAGAGAGGAAAACCCAACGCAAUUGUUAAUCUAGUAGUGUGUAAUUAAUUAUUAUUGCCACUAUUCAUUCAUAAUUAGUAGUAUCAUUUGACCUCCAUUGUUAACAGUCAUUCGAUAUUCGCGUCAUUUUAAAGUUGCUCAAAAUAUUUCAACGAAAAUUUAUUAAAUUAUUAUUUUCACUUAUUUUUAUUUUUAUUAUUAUUUUUAUUAUUAUUAUUGUUGUUAUUAUUAUUGUUAUUAUUAUAUCAAAACGCGUAAGUAAGAUUUAUAUUUCGUCACACAUUAUAAAACAAUCGGAAUGAAAAAAAAGAUCAAAGGCUUGGGAAAUAUUCAUACAAAGAAAGAGAUACAGUAACCGAAAAGUGAACUCUUGAAAUUUUUGAAAACAUUUAUCCUGUACUGUUAAAGUGUUUAACUUGCACUUAGAAUACGUUAGGCAUAAAACUAGUAUUACGCAUGUUAGGCAAUAAGGAGCUAACAAGCGACACUUAAUUUUCAGGUUUCUCUAAUGUUGGGAAAAAAACCCUGGUGUCUUUCCAUCGCAUGAAUCUUUUUAUAUCUGAUUUACCAAUUUCGGUUGGUUAGCUCCUUCUUGUUUACCACAAUAUUCUUUAUUUUGAAAAGACUGUCCGGUAUAAAAGCAAUAUCAUUUUUUAAUAAGCCAUGGUUUAAAAAAAAAAGAAAACAACAAUGUCUAAAAAACAUAUUACUUUCUCGCUAAUUAUAAUUUUCAAAACCAAAGUUGCAAAAGUCAUGUUAGUGAUUAUUAACAAGUUUUCAGCAAUCUAGAAUACAACAUAAUUUACGAUUAACGCUUAGAUCGAUUUAAAAGCCUAAACGUAUUAGACGCAAAGAGAAUCUAAAUGUAAAUCGAAAUUCAGUGUUAGACUUUUGCCACUUUAGAUUGACGAGUGAUUAAAUUUCAUAAUUUACGUUCCUACCGUCUGUUUAUUCAGUAAACGAUUCGAGUUUUUUUAUCCGUACCUUCAAGUCAGUUUGUCAGAUAUUUUGUCUGAAUGUUUAGACCUCGAAGAUAAGUGUAAUGCUGUUUUCGACUGCACCAUUAUUUUUAUGUAAAUAGAAACCUCCUAAAUAAUUUCAAAACACUACAGCGACAUUUUUUUAUUAUUAUUAUUAUUAUUGAUAACGAAUCGGUUACAUUGACGUCGUACGGAUAUAGAUUGAAUUGUACAAUAUACAAAUAUUUUAUUUCUUAUUUUACAUAUUGCGUCCAAUCGACUUCCGAGUUUUUUCUGAUUCUAAUUGAAGAACUAUUUUGUAUUUGUCGUACUUAAUAAUUAAUGUUACUCUAGUUUACUAUUAGUUUAGAGCUGUCGAUUUUGAUAGUUCUAUGAAAAAUUUUCGAAUUAUGUAUGGUGUGAGUGGAAAAAGAGUGCGUGAGAGAAGAUACGUUUAAGUAUUUGUUUUUGUCCUGUCUGUACGAUGAAAUAUUAUGUCAAUAUUGUAGGUGUAAUAUAAUAUACAUUGAGAAAUCAA
Messenger RNA from Athalia rosae (coleseed sawfly), 2865 nucleotides. Its product is annotated as ribonuclease H2 subunit B. The record is from RefSeq and is a predicted model, not a curated record. The transcript has 5 exons. Gene Ontology annotation, cellular component: ribonuclease H2 complex; nucleoplasm. Bases 239 to 1168 code for a protein of 309 amino acids. Gene Ontology annotation, biological process: RNA catabolic process; ribonucleotide metabolic process. NCBI's taxonomy places the organism in Eukaryota, Metazoa, Arthropoda, Insecta, Hymenoptera, Athaliidae.